Molecule: messenger RNA, 1419 nt
Organism: Plasmodium inui San Antonio 1
Lineage: Eukaryota; Apicomplexa; Aconoidasida; Haemosporida; Plasmodiidae
Exons: 1
Coding region: 1-1419 (472 amino acids)
Source: RefSeq, a predicted model, not a curated record
AUGGAGUACUACGGACGGGAGAACCGCUGGGUGAACCAAAAUGAAACAGCAAGCAGAGUACAGAGAAGCAAAGAGGACAAUUACGUUUUCAUCGAUGAGAAAUAUAAACCUUAUUUUGACAGCAUAAGUGACCUAUUUGAAGACAAGGUGGAGUAUAUACUAAGGAAACAUUUUAAGAAGAACGAGCCGACGAAUAAAAACAAAUUGCUCUGCUUAAACGUUUGUGUGUUGUGGCAGAAGAGGUUUUUGGUUCUGCUGAGUAGAAGCCUGAAUGAGUUCGAGGCGUAUAGGAAGAGGCACGAGUCGAAAGAUGACGAGAAGGGGCGGAACGUAGCUGAGGGGAAUGGAAAAAAACAGGAAAGCGGCGAAGAGUCGGGGAAGGGCGAAAACAAACCCGGUGAGGACAAAAAUCAAACAGAUGGAAAGAAGCAAUACACACAGGAGUUAAAGAGUUUCAUUAAGAACGUAAAAAUAGUUGAUCAUCAAAGCAUCGAAGUUGUAUAUGAUACGAACGAACUGAGUGACGAUAGUAGACCCUGCGCUGAACUGACGACGGACGAAAUUUAUUACCUCCUGGUGGAGUCCAAAAAAAGCGAAAACGAUUUAAAGAAGAAUAUAUUCACAUUUUUGAAGUACCUUCCUCUAUUUAUCAAGUGUAUAGAAAAUAAAAGUUUAAUCGAAAAAUCCAUCUUAGAAUCCAAGCUUCUUUUAAAUGAUGUCCCCGGGAGUAACCCUAAUGAGGAAGAGGUGCUGCCCCACUCGGAUGAAGUGCAUGUGAAUGUGAACCCCUCGCAGGAAAAUCUGUCCCCCAUGGAAAUACAAAACAAGUUAGACGAAAUUGUACAUUUUGAAUGUAACUUGUCUGAAAAUUUGGAAUCCAUUUUUAAGGCCGGAGUAGGAGUCCUAGAUAUGACGAAGGGGAGGAAAUUCUGCACCGGGGGGGUGGACACGGACAUGCACAGAGAGACAGACAUGAAUGGAGACCUCUUGGAUGGUACCUGCGGGGGGAAUGACGCGGCUAGGAAGACCGUCAACAAGAUGCAAAACCAACAGGAACAGGGUGACCAGACAAAGGACGAGUACUUUCAACACCAUACCACCUUUAACAAUUUGGCCGAUGUAUCAAAAAAUUUCUUCAGCAAAAAAAAUAACAGCUCUCUUAUUCUCCCUCUAUCCAAGAUUAACGACUUGUCUCUCAUAAAUAACAUCAGCACUAGGUCAAACAAUGACACGAAGGAAGAGCUCUCCGAAAGUGAAGCCGCCUUCUAUAUAUACAAAAACAACAUGGAGAAACUUAACCUCUACGGGAUGGACCUACUCAUAAACUUAAACAAUAAAUUGACUUACAAGAUUAAUCACAUUUAUAGUCUCAUUCAGUUUUACUCCAUGCUGGCAAAGGAUGUUUUCAACGAGGGGUAG